Anopheles moucheti is the source of this 3994-nucleotide messenger RNA. RefSeq names its product BTB/POZ domain-containing protein 6-B (gene lute). The record is from RefSeq and is a predicted model, not a curated record. Gene Ontology annotation, molecular function: protein binding. Gene Ontology annotation, cellular component: cytosol. Gene Ontology annotation, biological process: neurogenesis. The transcript has 5 exons. Lineage: Eukaryota; Metazoa; Arthropoda; Insecta; Diptera; Culicidae. Bases 374 to 2425 code for a protein of 683 amino acids.
CAAACGGAAAAACUAAGAUGGCUGUCUGUGCUGUGCUGAAGUGUGUUUCUUGGCCCCAGUGAGAAAAUGGAGCUGUGUGGUUAAUAGCAAUUUAGCAAACCCAAUUCCUAUCCCAUCGAACCGAUUCUGCCCUGCCGAACAGUGCGGAAGAACGAUAGUAAAACCCGGUAGUCGAAAGGGUGUGGUGUUCGACACAACACACACGGGGAAUCGAAGCAAAUUGUGUGGUGUAAGCUGCCAAAACAAGGAUUCUAGCUGCCUGCGUAAGCAGCAUCUACGAAACGGAAACGCAACUCAACGGAAGCACAGAAAUAUAAUUCCUUCCCAAAAGCGAACGAAACGGCUUCAAUAGAUCACGGAUUUCCUGUGUACUAUGUCCAAUCUGUACGCCAAAAUAUCGCAACGCCCAAUGAAGAGAAAUGAGGAGCAAAUUUUUUCCGUCUUUCCGUACCACAACAUUGAGAUGUUCAAUGUGUUGGCCCCGUUCCAUCAGAACAGUGCUGCCGCUGGUGCCGGUGUUGCUGCCACCAGUGCGGGUGGCCAAAACGUGCGGCUAGAGAACAUGCAGGUGACGCAACCCUGCAGUGGACCGUCCUCGCCAACCAUCGCAUCACCCGGUGCCCUCAGCUCCACCUCGUUCUGUCUGACCGGUGGUGGUGGGAUUGGGACCGGAGCACACGGCACCAUCGGAUGCAGCGUCAUCUCCAGCACAACAGCUGCCGAUACGGCCGACCCAAACUGGCAGGCGAACAAAUCGACCGUACGCGAACGGAAUGCCGCCAUGUUCAACAAUGAUCUGAUGGCCGACAUCCGGUUCAUCGUCGGUUCUGACGAACAAGUGCAAACGAUUCCAGCCCACAAGUAUGUACUAGCGACGGGAAGUUCCGUUUUCUACGCCAUGUUCUAUGGUGGGUUGGCCGAAAAUAAACAGGAAAUUAAGGUACCGGAUGUGGAGCCGGGUGCGUUCCUAACGAUGCUGAAGUAUCUGUACUGUGAUGAGAUUCAGCUUGAAGCGGACAACGUGCUGGCGACGCUGUACGUCGCAAAGAAGUACAUCGUACCGCAUCUGGCACGGGCGUGCGUCAACUAUCUGGAAACUAGUCUUACGGCGAAAAACGCCUGCCUGUUGUUGAGUCAGUCGCGCUUGUUCGAAGAGCCGGAGCUGAUGCAGCGCUGCUGGGAGGUGAUCGAUGCGCAGGCGGAAAUGGCCAUCAAAUCGGACGGUUUUGUCGACAUCGAUCUGAAAACGUUCGAAACGAUCCUAGCGCGGGAAACGCUCAACUGCAAGGAGAUACAUCUGUUCGAGGCGGCACUCAGCUGGGCACACGCGGCCUGUACCAAAAUGGACAUCGAACCGACCUCGUCCAACAAGCGGCAACUGCUCGGCCAAGCCCUGUACCUGAUACGCAUCCCGACGAUGACGCUCGAAGAGUUUGCCAACCGGGUGGCGCAGCUGGGCAUACUCACCAACCAGGAGACAAUCGACAUUUUUCUUAACUUUACCGCCAAGAACAAGCCAAAGCUUACGUUUCCGGUGAAGGCACGGGCCGGCUUAAAGACGCAGGUGUGCCAUCGGUUUGCGUCCUGUGCGUACCGUAGCAACCAGUGGCGCUAUCGGGGCCGAUGCGAUUCGAUACAGUUUUCCGUCGAUAAGCGCAUAUUCAUAGUAGGCUUCGGCCUGUACGGUUCCUCAACCGGGGCUGCUGAUUACGAUGUAAAGAUCGAACUGAAACGGCUCGGUCGCGUGUUGGCAGAGAACAGUACGAAAUUCUUUUCGGACGGUUCGAGCAACACAUUCCAGGUGUUUUUCGAAACGCCGAUACAGAUCGAACCGGAGUGUUUCUACACUGCCUCGGUUGUGCUGGACGGGACGGAACUUAGCUUCUUCGGUCAGGAGGGUAUGAGCGAGGUGAGCGUCGGAACGGUCACGUUCCAGUUUCAAUGCUCUUCUGAGAGUACAAAUGGAACCGGCGUCCAGGGCGGCCAGAUACCGGAGCUGAUCUUUUACGGACCGAUGGGUGUCAGUCAGCAGAACAGCAUCUUAUCUGCCAGUGCCAGUAAUAACACGAUCAACAAUAAUCACACGAGCUCGGGUGGCCAUUCGCCCGGUAAGGAUAGUUUGAUCGGUAAACAGUCUAGUAACAAUGCCGGAAGUGGUAAUAGCGUUCCAUCGACCACGACAUCGUCCUCUUCCACCUCAACACAUGCUGGAGGAAGCGGACUACUGUUGAUGGGAGCAGGCAGUAGCAGCUCACCACCAGCCAAUGCCAAUGGUGAGCGAUCAAACGUCGCUCCGUAUGGAAAUUUGGGUGAUAAUGAUGGUGCAACAGCAGCCAACCAAGGUGUAGGACUACCAAACUGGCUGCAACCCUCGGUUGGUGCGGUGCAACAGUUACUGGCCAACAAUGGUGAAUCAGCUGAAUGAAUUCUGAACGUUCAGCUCACCAGCAAGGAAUGCGGGAGAGACAUUUUUCGUUACAAAACACACAUGAACACACACACGAUGGAACUAAAUCACCAUUGAUGUUGAAUCCUCACAAACGCACAGGACAGCAAAACGCAAGCAUUUACAAGUCCUUUACUUAUGUAUAUGCUUUAGCCCUUUGGGUGAGAUGAUCUUGGACAACUAAUCAUUACAAAUCUCUCGUUAGUAGAACGAAAAACUUUUUCAACCCUUUUUGCUCUGUUUUACAUAGUAGUGCAUAGUCAAACAUGGAUUUUUACAGGAAAUGGAGCUAUGCAAACACGCAGGUGCAGCGACGAUUCCUGCAUCGGUUCUAAAAGAGCUUUUUUUCUUAGGUCUUCCGGUUUUAUUCUCGUUCUUAACGUUAUCUUUGGCAUAAUUCUAAACCUUGCUAAAUAUUCUGCUUUGUAGAUGAAAUUUAUUAGCAUUAAUACAGAAUUGUAAGAAGUCUAUAUCGCCCUCAUAGCCUCUUUCUAUAUUGCGCGUGAGACGCUUUCUUUAUUUAUGACUGAGUUUCUGUUAGGUUAGUGCCCAUCACUCAGCUAUUCUGAACGAAAUUUUAUCCCUGCUUCCCUUUUCACUUUACACUGGGGCGAUUUGCAGCGUCCAGAUAAUUAUGAUAAGGAUAAUAGCAUAGUCUGAACACAAGUAUCGGUAGCACUUACUCUCCGGAAUAGCGGAUUUACAACACACAGAUGUAGUGUAGAUUCAUAAGCAGGAUCGGCUUGUGCCGGAUCAGUGGGGCAGGGUGGAUAGAGAAGAAAGGACACAUGGCGUGUGAACAAAGAAAACGGUUUCCUUUUUAGCAAGUAAGUGAUACAACAACACAGCGAUAGGACUAAGGUAUGACAUAAAAAACACACACAGGAAAGAGCAUUAUACAGUACCCUCUUAACAAACAGAGCACACAUAAUCUCGUGCAAAGUGCACUUCAUUUGAUAUGUGUUAAAAGGGGUUGAAGGUUCCCCGUGGAAUCAGAUGAGUAACGAUAUUUAGGGUACGUGAUCACGUACAUCACGCACACAUUGUAAGCUCCUAAAGCAUACACAAACUCCCCGUAGACGAACAUACAGUAUAGUUUCCAUUUUAGGUGAUCUUAUCAUUUGUUUUUUAUUCUGCACUUGAGGCAAAGCCGCAAGGUGCGAACAAAAUUAAGGCAUACAACAAAUUAGAUAAAUUGGUUACAUUUGCCCAUUAUGUUCGAUCGUUCUGUUUUUGUGUUAUCAGAAUCAAAAUUAUAUUGCAACAACAUUUUGUUUGAAUGGUUAUAAAAUUAAAAUCAAAUCAUCCUUUCAGCGGAAUGUGAUUUCAGCUAGAAAUCAGCGGAUGUGCGUAAGUAGAUCGCAGUCCAUGUUACUGCGUGUAUGCCUUGUGUUCUUCACUGACGGAGUGUAGUACAGUGGAAGCGGGAAAGAAACAACCACGAACAUAUACCAUUAUGGUACUAUCGCAGACGAUAUUACUGAAAUGCGAUCUAUAUAUAUAUACAUAUAUUUAAAAUUUGAACAAGAAAGACGAAUAAAUUAUAGU